Messenger RNA from Cariama cristata (Red-legged seriema), 572 nucleotides. RefSeq names its product gastric intrinsic factor-like. Gene Ontology annotation, molecular function: cobalamin binding. NCBI's taxonomy places the organism in Eukaryota, Metazoa, Chordata, Aves, Cariamiformes, Cariamidae. The annotation marks the transcript as partial. Gene Ontology annotation, biological process: cobalamin transport. The record is from RefSeq and is a predicted model, not a curated record. The transcript is spliced from 4 exons.
AUAUGACUUCAGGAGAGGUGGCUACGUACGUGCUCGCCCUCCUCUCUUCCUGCCAGAACCCCCAGAACGUCCAUGCCCUGGGGCAGACCGUGGACCUGCUCAGCAUCCUGCAGCAUAAAACGGAGGAGGAGAGGGCCAGCCUGAAGGAGGAGGGUGUCCCGAAGACCACCCUGUACAGUGUGAGCCUGGAUGCCCUGGGCCUGUGCCUGACGAGAGUGCACGGCUACCAAGAAGCAUCCGUGGUCCUGGCCAAGCAGGUGCUGCACCCUGAGAGCCACCUCUCUGUGGACACCCGUGCCGUGGCGGCACUGGCAAUGGCAUGCACGUACGGCCAGACGGACCUCAAUGACAUCCAGGGCCUGCUCUGGGAGGCACUGUCGACGGUGACCAACGGCUUCCUCGACGAGCAGGAGAAGGGGAAGGGCAUGAUCGGGAACAUCUACAGCAUGGGGCUGGCCCUGCAGGCACUGGAGGCCACAGCCAAGUUUUACACCCCGCGGGUGUGGGACUGUGCCCAGGCCUUCUCCGUGGUGUACAGCCACGACUACCGCCAGCCCAUGGCCAUCGCUCAG